Messenger RNA from Spodoptera exigua (beet armyworm), 450 nucleotides. NCBI's taxonomy places the organism in Eukaryota, Metazoa, Arthropoda, Insecta, Lepidoptera, Noctuidae. The record is from the annotation of a GenBank genome assembly.
AUGAUGAUGAUAAUGAGAGUUCAAAAACCUAACUGUCGUUGGGCGCCGAAGCCAAGGGGGAGGCCUUUGUCCAGCAGUGGACGUCUUCCGGCUGAUGAUGAUGAUGAUGAUGAUGAUGAUGAUGAUGAUGAUGAUGAUGAUGAUGAUGAUGAUGAUGAUGAUGAUGAUGAUGAUGAUGACUUGUUUGUUCUAUAUAUUGUUUGUCGUGGUGGCCCGGAGGUUUCGAAACCUGACAAGUACCAAUUUGGGAGUUGUCAUGCUCACUCAGGAGUCUCAUUGGCGGUGGCACGGGCACUGGACCGCUCGGUUCCCUAUAAUAUGGUUGAGUUGGGCGGUGCUGGUGUACGUGUCAUGUUCGUGAACGGACGCCGCCUAUUGGGACUGGUCAACUCGAGACUGUCUAAAGUUGCUGUCCCUGAGGGUUAUUUCUUUUUCGGAUACUUUGGUUAA